GUGGUCGACAAGAUACCGAUGUUCGUCGGCUAUUCCCGUUAAAAGGGCGUUCGCGUCCACAUUAAUCCGCGAUUUACCCCAGAGAGUGAAAAAUAAAUAAUAACUUGUGGACCAUAAUACCUCAGAGUGAUGCCCGAUUGGGAAAAACUAUGAAUUUCCCCGUAGACGGGAUCCACCGAAGUCGUGAACAUCAACGUGACAAUUUCAUAAUUUCCACCCCAUAAAGCGGCAUGAUGGGGCCCAAUCGCGGGCCCCGUAUCCCCACCAUCGAGUGACGAGAGAUUUGUCCGGCACUUCCCCGAUUUGAGUGAAUUAUGGGGUGGUAAUGGUGGAAAUAAUGGUGUUUUUGGGAAAUCGCGACUCCUCGCGGAUUGUGUUUGCGCGCGCGCCGAUAUCCUGUGGUCGUUAUGCCCUCGGGGUCAGUGUGAUAAGUGACUCAUUAUUUCAUACCCAAUGUACUAUCUAAACAGGAGAAUGAGGAGUAGUUGAUGAAGAGUUUUUUUUUUCCUUCGAUUGUGAGGAUUUUUUUUUCUCUCUGAUUGGGGAUGCUGGGGCGAUCGAUCGUGAUGUGUCACUGAUAGCUGUGAUAAUGGUCCCUCGGUCGUGAUGAUGAUGCUCGUGGGAUUUUUCACUCGAUUGGACUAACAUGACAAUUUAUCAGUUACUCUUCCAAUGAUUAUACAUCGUGCCAAUAAUUUUUAUCGGAUUUUUUUAUCCUCGGAUUAGUGUGGGUCAAGGGAAUUAACGGCUGUGAGAUUUUUCUGUUGCUGGCAAUUUUCUGGGGGCAAUCAUGGUCGACCUUGGGGGAUACAUUAUCAUUCUUAUGAAUGAUAAUGGCAAGAUCAAACUUUACGGAUCCUCAGCAGAUAACGCUGAUUAUCCGGAACUGGGGGAUGAAAUUUUGGAAGUCAACGGCCGCACAUUGGACAAUGCAACUGAUUCCGAAGUCAGUCAGCACAUUCUCCAGUGCAUCAAAUCAGGGACCAUAAGUCUGCAGGUGACACGUCGCACAGGCAACAAAAUCAAAGAAUUGGACGGGCCAAAUGCAGAGAGAAUACGAGAUGCCUGGGUAAUUGCACUUGAGAGGGGUGCUCGAGAGAGACUGCAGAAAUUGCCGGGACUGAAGAAAAUUCAACCGAGGGAUAUUCAGGCGAUACUCCAUCAACAGAUAAACGAGGGCUCAGCCUCUACGAGUACGGGUGAAACCCCUGAAAAAGACGUGACCAACAGCCACAUCACUGUUACUUUGGCAGAUGGUCAACCAGGAAAUCGUAAUAUUCCGGUGAAGCUGAGCAACGGGACAGUGCCGAAGGGUCUCGUUAAGGACGAAGUAGAAUCGAAAGACCGCCGCGAGACAUUGGAAAAGCAGAAGAGCUAUCCCGAAGAGCAGAAGCUCCUGCCGAGAGUGAACGCAAACAGAAUCAAUGAGCGCAGAGCUAGCAGUCCGUUUCAGAAUGGCAGAACUGAGGUGCUAAUUGGCGAACCUGAGGGCGGACCAAGGUCACCCAGAGGCUCUACUUCAUCAGCCAUCAAUGAUGGAAAUCUCCUGAAUCUUCCUAGAGAAAUCGACAAUCCAGAAGCUAUUUACAGGUCUAGAAGACGCAGCAACAGUGGCGUGACAGACAUCCACCUGCAGCAGGCUCAGGUGCAUGAUAACAAUAACGGAAUCGAUCAUCUCGAGACCAAAGAGUCACGUGAUAAUUCAGGCAUCCCCGAUGAGAUGUGGACCUCGGGACAAACCCCGGGCCACCAUCGGGAAUUGCCGGUCGAUGUUCCCGACACUCUCCUCCAGCAGGCAUAUGCCAACAAGGUAAUAAAUGAAACCCCCAAUUUACGUAGAACCGAGACGCCAACACGUGUCACCAAUUCCCGUAGCGCUAGCCACCAUCAUACCCAUCAAAAUCGCGAUAAACGCCAUCCUGAAAAGAUUCCUCGUAUUAAAAAUGAGGAAACGAUUCAUCAUCUUAAACCGAUUAUCGAUGAGCACAACGGAUCGCUAAAUACCGAUAAUAAAUUGAUCGUCAUCGAUGACGGAGCCCAGCCCAGGAUAAUCGAGAUAACCCUGAGGAACAACGACAAGAACGACAAGACGAAUCAAGAGAGAGUAUCAAUAGUUGACGAAGGCAAGACCAUAAUCGAUAUAUUCGAUAAAUCAAUGAGCGACGUCAAAGAGUCGAGUGUCGACGGGGAUUACGAUUAUCCCUUCGCCAAGGAGGAUUACCCAACGAUGCUGAAGACAUGCAGCGAUGCAUCAGCCAGUCCUCGAAGUUCCUCAGGUAGAUCAGACAGUACAGCAGCGAUGGAUGCGAGUCUGAUUCUACCGGGAAAGGAGUCACCACUCUACGACGCACGUAGAAUCGAUUUGGGUUCACCGUGUCGACCAAUCGGUCUCUUCCUCAGCAAUCGCGAGUCCUUAUCCACGUCAUUUGACAAUCCCGCCUACGGUCUCGACCUGGAUCUCCACCAGGGCCUCCUCAUGCGCUCAGAGGAGAUGACUGAUCUCUCGAUGCUGCUCUCCAAUCAGAAAUCCCUGAAGAAGACCAAGAAGUCGAUCGAUCGAGAGGGAGAGCUCAUCUCAGCUGCAUCCACUGAGGAUCUCUUGUCAAAAGACGUCACUGAUUUUGUCGCUGUUGCAACAGCUGAUACCAGGAAGAAAAAGAAACAAUCGUCGAGCGGUUACUCAACCCUUCGCAGUGACACGUCGGACAAAUCAUUUCUUGUUAUCGGUGCUAAGCGCUCAUUUCGCGAAGUUGCUGUUGAUUGUCCCCCGGAUUUUGUACCGAUUACAAAGGGUCACCCCAUCUAUCCACCACCCGGCAGAAAAACCCAUGACAUCGGCAAAAAAUCAGUAUCUAUUGAUAAUUUAAGUACAGUUAAACCUGAGAAUGACAAACGAGAUCUCUUGGAGGGAUCCAAGAGUGUUAAGACUGGUCUGAAUGGUGUAAAGCCAGCGAUUCCUCCGAGGGAUCAGAAGAGAGCACCAGCUAGACCACCCAAGGACAACGUCAGGAUAUCAAAUCGCAAUAACAAUAUAGAGAUUAAUGAGAAUAUUAACACGACGAAUGAGUCGAUACAGCAGCCACAGCCGACACCUCAGCAGCUUUACUCAAUUAAAAAAUAUCAAGAGCAAUUACGACAGAGAAAGGACCAUGAAGAGCGUCAGGAAUAUCUCCAGGAGUCGAUACGUCGCUCAAAGAAACUCUACGCCCUUGAGAGUCACACGACGAAUCUCGUCGGCCAGGAAAACCUGGCGUACACUCAGGACGAAUUUUCCACACCUACCCCGACGGCAGAUCGAAAAAGACGCUCCGUUUCCCCGAAAGAAAUUGAAGAAUCCUCGACAGCUCUGACUUAUGGAGAAGUCGUGGCGAUUCUGGAGAGGCUACAGAUGCAGCUGAAGAAUCUGUCAGGUGCACUAGGCAUCUCUGGCCCUGGGGUUGAGGCGGAAUUGGAUGCGGUUAGAACGCUUUUGAUACAGAGGAGGUUUGCAACAGCCCUCAGUACACAUCAGGUACUCAGAUCGCGGCUCAGGGCGGAUAAAUUACCGAAGCAUUGCGAUGACGAUGCUUCCAACCUGGCACGUGAUUGCGUGGAGGUUCUGGAGGAGUGGCAAUCGACGGUGAAGUCGAGCGAAAAUGUAGCCCUCGUCGAGGAGCUCACGGGUUUAUUGACGAGCUACGAAAUGGAGGGGUUAUUGCUGUCACACGAUUCAGUAAUAUCGUACGUCGAUGGAGUACAGCGCAAGCAGAGCCCGUCUUCCUCAUCCCCCAGUGAAACACCAAGUCUUUCAUCUAGCUAUCGAGAUUCAAGGAAUACAGAGAACAUCAAGAUUAUUAAAAUUGAAAAGACGAAUGAGCCACUCGGUGCUACUGUCAGAAAUGAAGGCGAUGCUGUUAUAAUUGGGAGAGUUGUUCGAGGUGGUGCUGCGGAAAAAUCCGGUCUCUUCCAUGAAGGAGAUGAAGUUCUCGAAGUUAAUGGGGUGGAAAUGAGGGGCAAGAGUGUCAAUGAAGUCUGCGAUAUUCUCGCAGGAAUGCAGGGGAGUCUGACAUUUCUCGUUUUACCAGCUUCCAACAAUUAUCGAAAUAACGUAACCAAUACUGUCAAAGACGAUAACAGCCAGGUACAUCACGUGAGAGCCCACUUUGACUACGACCCAGAAGAGGAUCCUUACAUACCGUGUCGAGAGCUCGGUGUAAGCUUUCAGAAGGGUGACGUCCUCCACGUCAUAUCUCAAGAGGAUUCCAACUGGUGGCAAGCUUACCGCGAGGGAGAGGAGGACCAGACACUGGCUGGUUUAAUCCCGAGUAAAGCCUUCCAGCAUCAGCGGGAAUCGAUGAAGCAGACAAUAGCUGGUGGCAAGACUACGAUGCGUGGAGGAAAAAAAUCGAGUACUCUAUUGUGCACGAGGAAGAAUCCAAAGAAGAAGAAGAAACGGAGCAAAUUUGGAAGUAAUUUGAAUGAGGAUGGAUAUCCACUUUAUUCAACUUCGACAAUCGAUGAUUACGAUAGCGAAGAGGUUUUGACUUACGAAGAGGUAGCACUAUAUUACCCGCGGGCAAGUCAUAAGAGACCAAUUGUUUUAAUAGGACCUCCGAAUAUCGGAAGGCAUGAGCUGAGACAACGUCUCAUGCAGGACAGCGAAAGAUUUGCUGCUGCGAUACCACAUACGAGUAGACCACGAAAGGGUUCAGAAGUUGAUGGCCAGGAUUACCACUUCAUUUCUCGUUCACAAUUCGAGUCGGACAUCCUCUGCAGAAAAUUCGUGGAGCACGGAGAGUACGAGAAAGCGUAUUACGGCACCUCAGUGGAGGCAAUACGAACGGUAGUGAAUUCAGGAAAAAUCUGCGUCCUGAAUCUCCACCCCCAGAGUCUGAAAAUCCUCAGGAAUUCUGACCUGAAACCUUACGUGGUGUUUGUGGCACCACCCAGUCUCGAGAAGCUGCGGCAGAAGAGGCUGAAGAAUAACGAGAGCUUUAAGGAGGAGGAGCUCAAGGACAUUAUCGAGAAAGCCAGGGAGAUGGAGGACAAGUAUGGACACCUAUUCGAUAUGAUUAUCAUCAAUAAUGACACGGAUCGUGCUUACAAUCAACUACUCACUGAGAUAAAUUCACUGGAGCGCGAGCCACAGUGGGUGCCAGCCACUUGGGUCCAGUGAUACAUCAUUCAUGAUGCUGUAAAAUUCACGUAGAUAAAACGAGAGAUGCAAUACUUUAGGCCAUUUUCGAGUGCCUGAAUUUUAUUUAUGGAGAAUACGAAAAUCAUCAUCACUACUGAACCUCUUAACCUUGAGGGAGUCAUUCUGCACGUAUGAAAAAAUUUCAUUGAAAAUAAUUCUUUCCUCCGGAAAUUCCAUUCAAUUUCUAUUAGGACACUGGGAAAAAAUGUUGUGGGAUAUCCCUAAAUUUUUUGAAAAUAUAUAUGGAAAAAAUUUUAAUCGAUUAAAAUUCGUAGAGAAAAAAUUAUGACAUGAAUUAUGAAGAAAAAAUCGCAGAUUUUGAGAAUUUUUGGAGAAUGUCAGAAACUAUUCUGCAGUAGAGAAAAUAUCAAAUUAUUACUGAAUUGAUAUUGAGUGCCUGUUGAUAUUUAAUAGAAUUUCUUGGAGAAAGUGUCAGAUUUUUUAAUGAAAUUUCUCCACAUGUGUGAACAUGAGAAAAUUCACAGACUCGUGGUAACAAUACUUAGAUCUGAUAUAUGUAUCGAGAUAGAUGAUAGAUGAUAAUGAAUUUGGUGGAUAACUUCGAGAUGUGUACAGAUAUUAUUGCAAUUGAUAAUUCGACGAUCGCGAGGUUCAUGCGGAGAUAUUUUAUACAUGUACGUAUGUGAGUGGAAAAAAUGGAGGUGUAUUGAAUUCAAAAAAGGCUUCACGUUGAAAAUAAUUUGGAGAAAAACUGUUACAUCUCCUAAAAAAAUCUGUCAAAUUCCACUGCAACACGUCCAAUAGAAAAUCUCCUUCAGAGUUUAAUUGUCCUACAUUUAAUUCUUGGCAGUGAAAUUAUGAAAUUAGUGUGGACUUUUCGGCGAUUGCGCACAGUUUUUCUACAAUUUUUUUUCACUCGUGUGUUGACGUUUGUGGGGACGAAUGAUUCAGUUUUAGUGCUUGUUGUGAAUGAAGCGAUGUAUGAAUUAUCUAUCGUAAAUAAUUGCCAGUCAGAAAAUUUUCCAAACAAUCUAAUCACCAGAUUAAUUAAAUCCCUUGAACAAGUGCUAAACCUAAAGAAUUCGUCUUGAAUUUCUAUUCUGUCCAAACGUAGGAUAUUUCACCCUAAUAACAAUUCAUUUCCAAAUCAUUGUUAUAUUAAUUUGUAUUAUUUCCUCUUAUCGGGCCAAAUGGAAGAAAACGUCCGAAACUCUGUAAAUAAUUGAACAAUUGUAUAGAUUAAAAAAUCGAAAUAGAAUCGACAAAAAUAAAGAAAAAAGAAAUUAUUUAUUAGAAAAAGAAAAAACUAUGAAUAACCACGCAAUAAACCAUGAACAGUAACAGAAAUGAAACUGGCUCUAAAACACA
Fopius arisanus is the source of this 6505-nucleotide messenger RNA. It is a transcript of the gene sdt, whose product is annotated as stardust. Gene Ontology annotation, cellular component: adherens junction; plasma membrane. Gene Ontology annotation, molecular function: protein binding. NCBI's taxonomy places the organism in Eukaryota, Metazoa, Arthropoda, Insecta, Hymenoptera, Braconidae. The record is from RefSeq and is a predicted model, not a curated record. The transcript is spliced from 18 exons. The coding region runs from base 791 to 5155 and encodes 1454 amino acids. Gene Ontology annotation, biological process: establishment or maintenance of polarity of embryonic epithelium; morphogenesis of an epithelial sheet; establishment or maintenance of epithelial cell apical/basal polarity.